This is a messenger RNA of Penicillium crustosum, 2031 nucleotides long. RefSeq lists its product as uncharacterized. The transcript is spliced from 2 exons. The record is from RefSeq and is a predicted model, not a curated record. Gene Ontology annotation, molecular function: monooxygenase activity. NCBI's taxonomy places the organism in Eukaryota, Fungi, Ascomycota, Eurotiomycetes, Eurotiales, Aspergillaceae. Bases 1 to 2031 code for a protein of 676 amino acids.
AUGACUAUCGCCACUCCCAUCCCCAAGCACACCUUUGCGGAUCGUGCGGCUGCCAACAACUUCAACGAUACCCAGAUUCUCAACUCCAACAACCGCGCUGGCGCCGAUAUUCCAGAGAAGUCGGAUGUUGUCAUUGCCGGCGGUGGUAUCCAUGGCUUGAUCUACGCGAUCCACGCUGCCACGUAUCAGCCGGGAACCCUUAAUAUCUCGCUGAUCGAAAAGGCCAGCAAGCCUGGCUACAAGAUCGGCGAGAGCACCCUGCCGCUGUUCUCGUUGUGGUGCAAGAUGCAUGGCCUCACAGCCGAGUAUCUUCUUAAUGGCACUCCCGGUCUCUUCCUGAGUGGAUACCAGAUUGAGCGAACCAUUAGCGAGCUCCUCUUCACGCUGCUGGCUCAGGGCAAGGGCAUCAGCGUCUACCACGGCCGCCAGGUUGACUUCAACACCAGUGCCAUCAACGGUGGAUCUGAGUGCAGCAAGAUCUCCAUCAACCCCGGAAAGUUCGACGGAAAGCCGGCUAACAGCAUCAACUCCUCACUAUUGGUUGACGCCACCGGCCGUUUCCGCCAGCUGGCAUCCAAGAAGGCCCCGCUGCACCGCUUCGAGAGCUGGAACUACGAUUCCUUCUGGGGAUACUUUACCGCUCCCGCGGACGAGAGCAACAUCCCUCUCCGUCACUACGAAGGCGACCACACCAACCACCUGUGCUUUCCUGAAGGUUGGGCUUGGGUCAUCAAGCUCCCUUCAUGGGAAGGCAGCUCCACUGCCAGCCUCAUGGACAUGAUCUCGUACUUGCUGGACUGUGCUGAGGCCGGUAUUCCCAGAGACCAGCUCCCGAGCUCUCAGGAGCUCGCCCGCAUGUUCGACCUCAAGUUCAAAUGGGUCACUAGUAUCGGAUUCGCCGUGCGCAACGAUGUCAAGUACCCCGAGGACAUGUCGGCCUACGGCACCCGUGAAGCCGAGCGCAAGUUCAACUACUUCGUCCAGAAGUACGAAAUCAUCAAGGAAUUCAUGACCAACUUCGACCUCAUUGAGACCCUCUACGGCCCCGGCACCACCUGGUACAUCCGCAGGUCUCUCACUUACCAGUCACCUGUCGUCUCCGGUCCCGGCUGGCUCGCUAUUGGCGACACCUGUGGCUUUACCAACCCGCUGCACUCGCCGGGUAUCAUCGCUGCUAUGUCAACCUCGACUUACGCGGCCGAACUUACACACAAGGCUCUAGGCCAGGCCAAGAUCGAGGCCGAUCAUGAGGCCGCUGAGCGCAGCAUCCGCCGCACCCUGGCACCCUAUGACGACUUUGCCCGUCGCCUCAUCCCCUUCCUGAACCAGAUGAACCGCUUCAACUACGUCUGCUUCCGCGAUCCCCGCCUGGGUCCUCAGGUCUCCUACCUCUGGCAGUUCUUUGCCGGCAUCGGUAUUCCAGACUGGCAGCUCAUCCGCCAGGACUACAACCUGAACAUGGACACGUACGUGCCGCACUCGAUCAACUGGGCCUGGGGAUCCAUGACCCCCGAGUACGACUCCGUGGCGCGUCGCGCCAUCGAGCUCGUCGCCCCGAUUCCAUUGGAAGAGUCUAUUCCGGAUGCCGUGGCCCGCGAGGUUAUCGAGCUUUCCAACGCCGUCAAGCGCGUCGCAGUCGAUUUCGGUCGCUUUAACUUCCGCUGGGACGGUCUGCUUCGCUACUACGAUAUCUACCUCAACUACCACCCUGAUCAGCCUUUCAAGGAUACCUUCUCGCGCCAGUGCCGGGAGUGCGGUACCUGGCUCCACUGUCGCCCGGACUGGCGCCGCUGCUAUGCUUGUGGUGAGACUCGUUCUGAGGAGGAUGCUGCUAUCACUUGGAACCCGCCUCUCGAGGUCGAUGAGGUCAAGGCGUUGGUGCGCGCCUCCGAUGCGAAGCCCGCCGCACGAAGAGGUCAGGAGGUCGCACUUGAGCUUCCACCGUCGGCACGAGUGGCAGCUGAAGAUCUUCUUGUCCUUGCCCUUCUUUGGUCGAUCCGGCGGAGGAUUUGGGGUAUUGCGGCUGGGUAG